This is a messenger RNA of Amyelois transitella, 2662 nucleotides long. RefSeq names its product septin-interacting protein 1 (gene sip1). The record is from RefSeq and is a predicted model, not a curated record. Gene Ontology annotation, cellular component: U2-type post-mRNA release spliceosomal complex. Lineage: Eukaryota; Metazoa; Arthropoda; Insecta; Lepidoptera; Pyralidae. Gene Ontology annotation, molecular function: nucleic acid binding. The transcript is spliced from 12 exons. Gene Ontology annotation, biological process: spliceosomal complex disassembly. The coding region runs from base 175 to 2502 and encodes 775 amino acids.
CAAAGUCAAAAUAUUGCAAAAGAAAGUUUAUUGUUUUCAUUUCAUUUCAAUAAAUUCAUAUCAUUUAUUAUGAAUUGAAUAAAAUAUAGGAGUUUAUCAAAAGUAUUAAUGAAAACUGUUAACUGAAUAGUGCACUAAGUUCCCAGAUAUUUUGUGAAUACUGAAAAUCCCACAAUGUCCGAUGACGAAGUCAUACGGUUCGAAAUCACCGAUUAUGAUUUGGACAACGAGUUCAAUCCCAAUAGAAGCCGAAGAGCUAAGAAAGAACAGCAAAUUUAUGGAGUAUGGGCUAAGGAUAGUGAUGAAGAUGACAAUGAGGACAAUAUUAGACAAAGGACUCGAAAGCCCAAGGACUUCUCAGCGCCAAUCGGAUUUGUUGCUGGCGGAGUUCAGCAGGCAGGAAAAAAGAAGGAAGAGAAAAAAGAACUGCAACCGUCUGAAGCCUCCACAUCCAGACCGGCCUUAGCUGCUGACAGCUCUGAUGAAGACGAGAAACCGACCAACCCUGCGGAGAGCGAGACAGCAGGGAUCCGGAGAGUGGGUCAGGGCAUGAGGCCGGCAAACUUUGGAGGGAACAUGGGCAAUUGGGAAAAACAUACUAAGGGUAUUGGAGCCAAGUUGCUGCUACAGAUGGGUUACCAACCAGGCAAGGGUCUCGGCAAAGACCUCCAAGGUAUAUCGGCACCAGUAGAAGCUACUCUCAGAAAGGGGAGAGGAGCUAUCGGUGCUUAUGGACCAGAAAAAUCUACACAAAAGGCGAAGAAAGAACAAGAGAAACGUUUAAAAGAGAAGGAGGAACAAGAGAAGGGCAUGUCAGAGAAGUCAUACAACUGGAAGAAGUCGCACAAAGGCCGGUACUUCUACAGGGACGCUGCUGACGUCAUACAAGAAGGGAAGCCUUCUAUGCAUACGGUUACUACAAAUGAACUGUCCCGCGUGCCCGUGAUAGACAUGACGGGCAAGGAGAAGCGCGUGCUGAGCGGCUAUCACGCGCUGCGCGCCGCCGCGCCGCGCUUCGAGCACGAGCCGCGCCGCCACUGCCGCCACUUCACUGCGCCGGCGCUCGUUCACAACUUGCAGGUGGUCGUCGAUUCUUGUGAACAGGACAUAAUCCAAAACGCCAGGGAACUUCAAACGGCAGAAGACGAAAUCGUUGUAUUGGAAAGAGAUUUGGAAGAGUUCAAUGUGAAAUUGAAGGAGCAUGAUGACGUCAUAGAGAAAGUGCAGUCAAUAUUGCAAAGAGUCGAGGCGCUUGAUAAGCCUGAUCUAUCUUUAGAGGACGCAUAUGAAGUAUUGGCUGAAUUGAAGGAAUUAUACCCCCUCGAAUAUGAAAUGUUUGGUCUGGGCACUAUAGCGGGUACAAUAGUCAGUCCACUGCUGAGCGCAUUACUUGCCCCGUGGGACCCGCUCACCGCGCCCGACGACCCAGUGCCAGUGUUUAGUAAAUGGCGCAAGUUGCUGACAGAAGAAGCGUAUAACAGUUUGCUGUGGCAACAUUUAGUGCCUCAUCUUAAUACAGCCGUAGAAGCGUGGAACCCCCGCUCGCCGGCGCCGCUGCUGCGCGCGCUGUCGCGCUGGGCGGGCGCGGCGCCGCGCUGGCUGCUGGCGGCGUGGAGCGCCCGCCACGUCACGCCGCGCCUGCUGGCCGCCGUGCGCGCCUGGGACCCCACCCGCGACACCGUGCCGCUGCACACGUGGCUGCUGCCGUGGCAUCCGCACAAUGGUGAAUCCCUGGCCCGGAGCGUGUACCCUGCGGUUCGAAGCCGCCUCGCCACUGCUCUGUCCGCGUGGCACCCCGCCGACGGCUCCGCUAGGCCUUUGCUGGCGGCCUGGAAGGAGGCCUGGGGCUCCACACUGACGGCCUUGCUGCACCAGCAUAUAGUGCCCAAACUGGAGCAUUGUUUGCAAAUGGCGCCUUUGGAGCUGGUGGGAAGGGAAAAUGCCGCGUGGCUGUGGUGCGUGGACUGGCUGGAGCUGCUGGGCGCGCCCACGGUGGCGGCCAUAGCUGCGCGCGCGCUGCUGCCCAGGUGGCUGGCGGCGCUGGCCGCGUGGCUCAACACCAAUCCCACGCACGCGACUGUGCUCAACUCCUAUACGGACUUUAAGAAAAUGUUCCCGGAAGAAGUGCUAAAAGAGCCGGCGGUUCGGGACGCGUUCAGGAAAGCCCUAGACAUGAUGAACAGGAGCACAGACAUCGAGACAGUAGAACCGCCGCCUCCGCCGCGAUUCACCGUCACGGAGACUAAAGAAACAUCUAGAAUCGCGGAUGUACUAGCUUCUACGACGUCACAGAAGAGUUUCUCAGAACUGUUGGAGUCUAGAUGUGUUGAAAAGGGGAUAACGUUUGUCCCGAUAGCGGGCAAGAACAGGGAAGGCAGGCCGUUGUACAAAAUUGGUGAUAUGCAGUGUUACGUUAUAAGGAAUGUGAUUAUGUAUUCCGAAGACGGUAGGACUUUUAGCCCGAUCAGUAUUGAGAGGUUGUUGAACAUGGUCGAAGAUUGAGUUGACUCGGAGAUGUUUUUCUUUAUGUAUAAGUUGUUAGUGUGUUUGUUCCUUAGUCAACUGUUUUAUAUGUAUAGGUACAGGAAGAGAAAGAGUGGUUUUAUUCGAUUGUCGGAAAUACAGGAGUUUGGAGAAAGAUUAAAUGUUAACGACUUAUUUA